Messenger RNA from Kogia breviceps (pygmy sperm whale), 1756 nucleotides. It is a transcript of the gene SYPL2, whose product is annotated as synaptophysin like 2. Lineage: Eukaryota; Metazoa; Chordata; Mammalia; Artiodactyla; Physeteridae. Gene Ontology annotation, cellular component: synaptic vesicle; synaptic vesicle membrane. The record is from RefSeq and is a predicted model, not a curated record.
UUUGAAUUGGACUCGGGGGUUUUCUGCAGCCGGCGGGGCAGAGCGGCGGCCGCGGCCUCGGCGAGCGCGAACAGCAGCGGCCCCGCGACCCACCCAGCCAGACGGGAUCCCGGGCCGCCGACGGCCUCUCGCGCUUUGGUACAGCUCGCUUCCCCCGCCGCGGGUCAGCAGCCCCGAGCCCCACCGCGGUCCCCGCGGACCUAGCGCCGCGCCCCGGCCCCGCCGCGCCAGCAUGUCCUCGACGGAGAGCUCCAGUCGCACGACGGACAAGUCGCCGCGCCAGCAGGUGGACCGCCUGCUCGUGGGGCUGCGCUGGAGGCGGCUGGAGGAGCCGCUGGGCUUCAUCAAAGUUCUCCAGUGGCUCUUUGCUAUUUUCGCCUUCGGGUCCUGCGGCUCCUACAGUGGGGAAACAGGAGCAACGGUUCGCUGCAACAACGAAGCCAAGGACGUGAGCACCAUCAUUGUUUCGUUCGGCUAUCCCUUCAGGUUGAACCGGGUCCAGUAUGAGAUGCCCCUCUGCGACGAUGAAUCCACCACCAAGACCAUGCAUCUCAUGGGGGACUUCUCUGCCCCCGCCGAGUUCUUCGUGACCCUGGGCAUCUUUUCCUUCUUCUACACCAUAGCUGCACUCGUCCUCUACCUGCGUUUCCACAACAUCUACACGGAGAACAGGCGCUUUCCCCUGGUGGACUUCUGUGUGACUGUCUCCUUCACCUUUUUCUGGCUGGUAGCUGCAGCUGCCUGGGGCAAGGGCCUGACUGACGUCAAGGGGGCCACACGACCAUCCAGCCUGACAGCAGCCAUGUCUGUGUGCCAUGGAGAGGAGGCGGUGUGCAGUGCCGGGGCCACGCCCUCCAUGGGACUGGCCAACAUCUCCGUGCUCUUUGGCUUUAUCAGCUUCUUCCUGUGGGCCGGGAACUGUUGGUUUGUGUUCAAGGAGACCCCGUGGCAUGGGCAGGGCCAGGACCAGGGCCAGGGCGCCGGCCAGGAGAGCGCAGCUGAGCAGGGAGCGGUGGAGAAGCAGUAAGCGGCCCCCACCCGGCUACUCCCGAACAGGACAGCGCCUCUUCAACCGCCUCUGGCUUCCAGGACCUCCCUCUUCUUCCUCCCCCAACUCCCCUCCCCCAUUAUUCUGGGCUCUGAGCUUUGAGACGUCUUCACUGGAUAGGCAGGCAUCAGCUGUCAGAAACCUGGGCAGCCCUCCCAGUGGCUUCCUAUCCCUCCUCUUGCUGGAGCCCCGGAUGGCAGGAGCUCAGUGCUUCUUAUCUACUGCCUGGACCCAGACAUCUUACUUGGGGUCUUACAUGUACCCUCACAGCCUUUGAGAACCAGCCUCUGCUACAGGCAAAGGUUGGGGUCAGGAGACCUGAGACUGGUUCCUAGCUGCCACUUCUAUCAGCCUGUACAGCGUCAAUAAAAGUGGGGGGAGGGGAAAUUGGCUGGCAGCCUUCUCCCUGCCCCCUUGCAUGGAGGGCCCACCAGUGGUUUAGUGACCCCUCUUCAAUGGCUGUCAUCAAGGCCCCGUGUCUGCGCUGACCUCCAAUCAGCCUGAGCUCAGUAUGCUCCCCACCCUCUCCUCUGGCCUCUGUUUGCCCACAGAGCCCAUCAUGUGGGAACCCAGGAGGCUGACUAGCCUAGAAAACAGCCUUUCAGAGGGUCCCAAGUAGGCUGAGACUUGGUGGGGAGCAGAUAAAUUGCAACUGAGUUGCAACUUCAAGAAACAGAAGCCAGGAAACUUGCUGGGGAAUCAGUUUUU